AUGGAUGGACUCUUAAUCAAUACGGAGGAUAUAUAUACUGUUGUCACCAACGAAGUUUUAGCCGAACAUGGAAAGGGUCCUCUCACAUGGGAUGUGAAGAUUCAACUUCAAGGUUUACCUGGUAGAGAAGCCAGUAAGAAGGUAAUUGAACAUUUUCAACUGCCAUUAACAUACGAGGAAUUCGAAAAGAUUAAUGUCGAGAAACAAAACCAUAAAUGGGCUACGUGUGAGUUUUUACCUGGUGCUCUGGAACUCAUCCAACUAUUGAAGGCAAAGGAUAUUCCGAUCGCAUUGUGCACAUCUUCUGCUAAGUAUAAGUUUGAAGGAAAGACUGGACACUUAAAGGACACGUUCAGUCUUUUCGAUGUUGUCAUCACAGGCGAUGAUCCUCGCAUUCCACCUGGGCGAGGGAAACCAUAUCCUGAUAUCUGGAAGUUAGGACUUCAGGAAUUAAAUAAGAAAUUUGAUCUCUCUGUUAAGCCCGAGGAAUGCAUUAUCUUCGAAGAUGGUGUUCCUGGCGUAACCUCGGCUAAGGCUGCCGGUGCAUAUGUAGUUUGGGUCCCACAUCCAGAGGCACACAAGGUCCUUGGUGACACCGCAUCCAUCUUAGAUGGAAAAGGUGAACUGUUGCAAUCUUUGGAGCUAUUUAAUUCCACCAAGUUUGGAUUGUGA
Messenger RNA from Lachancea fermentati, 672 nucleotides. The record is from the annotation of a GenBank genome assembly. NCBI's taxonomy places the organism in Eukaryota, Fungi, Ascomycota, Saccharomycetes, Saccharomycetales, Saccharomycetaceae.